Pistacia vera is the source of this 576-nucleotide messenger RNA. Its product is annotated as protein trichome birefringence-like 37. The transcript is spliced from 2 exons. Gene Ontology annotation, cellular component: Golgi apparatus. The record is from RefSeq and is a predicted model, not a curated record. NCBI's taxonomy places the organism in Eukaryota, Viridiplantae, Streptophyta, Magnoliopsida, Sapindales, Anacardiaceae. Gene Ontology annotation, molecular function: O-acetyltransferase activity. The coding region runs from base 67 to 576 and encodes 169 amino acids.
CUCUCCCUCCUACCCUGUCUGUUGCCCCUCUCUCUUUUAAUCUCUCUCUGUCUCCAGAAUUAAACAAUGAAAAUGGCUUCCGGGAUUCGGAAAUCUUCUUCUUUCUGUGUUGCCAUCUUCGUUGUUUUCUCAUGUUUUUGUCUGGCCAAUUCGGAGAACAACAUGUUGCAGACUGGGAAAUGGAGAAGAAGACAGCAGGAGAGUUGUAAUGUAUAUGAAGGGAGAUGGGUGUACGACGAGUCGUAUCCGCUUUAUAAUUCAUCAGCCUGCCCACACAUCCGCCGGGAAUUCGAUUGCCAGAAGUACGGUCGCCCCGAUCAUCUCUACCUUAAAUACAGAUGGCAGCCCAAUGACUGUGACUUGCCAAGGUUUGAUGCUGAAGAUUUUCUGAACAGAUUUAAAGGGAAGAAAUUAUUUCGUAGGGACUCAGUAAGCCUCAACCAAAUGCAGUCACUUUAUGCUUACUCCAAACCUCUGUUCCACAUGCCAAUAUCACCAGUCAGACCAAUGACUCAAUCUCACGUGUUUUUCCGGUUCUAUUUAUAUCUAGACUACUGUAAACUGGGAAUUUAUUAA